Messenger RNA from Bicyclus anynana (squinting bush brown), 1790 nucleotides. RefSeq names its product esterase FE4. NCBI's taxonomy places the organism in Eukaryota, Metazoa, Arthropoda, Insecta, Lepidoptera, Nymphalidae. Bases 86 to 1726 code for a protein of 546 amino acids. The transcript is spliced from 3 exons. The record is from RefSeq and is a predicted model, not a curated record.
UAUCGUGGCCAUAAUAAUUGUAGUUAACUUUAAAUAUAUUUCAAUAAAAUAUUCAAUUUAUUUUUAGAAAAAAAAAUCUACAGCUAUGUUGUGGCAUAUGCUUGUAGUUUGCUCGUUUGCAGCUAUAGUGUCAGGAAGGAGUACCUCAGAUUCACUACUCGUAAAUAUCGAGCAAGGGCCUGUAAAGGGAUACAAACCAUCUCAAGGAGGUCUUUAUGUGUUCUAUAAUAUACCUUAUGCAACAGCGCCUACUGGAACUGAAAGAUUCAGGCCACCUCUUCCGCCACCAACAUGGACUGAACCUUUUGAAGCGGUUCAAAGCAAAAUUGUAAUGUGUCCACAAGGGAUGCCCAACUGGAACGCGAAUCAAGAAAACCGUAUUCAAAUGCAAGAAGAUUGUUUGAUAGCAAACGUAUAUGUCCCUGAUACAGACGAAAAAAAUCUCCCCGUUAUUGUAUACGUACAUGGCGGAGCGUACCAACUCGGACAUGGGACUGAUAUGGAAGCAACAACCCUGGUCAAAACAAGAAACAUAAUUGCUGUCAGUUUUAACUAUCGUCUAGGAGCUCAUGGCUUACUCUGCCUAGGAACUAAAGGCAUACCCGGCAACGCUGGUAUGAAAGACCAAGUAGCCUUACUUCGGUGGGUACAAAGUAACAUUGCGCAAUUUGGUGGGAAUCCCAAUGAUGUUACUAUUGAUGGAUGGAGUGCAGGUGCUUCGUCAGUUGAUCUAAUAAUGCUAUCAAAGAUGGCAAGAGGAUUGUUUCAUAAAGUUAUACCGGAAAGUGGUUCUAAUACCGCAUCAUUCAGUGUUCAAGUUGAUCCUCUUGCAAACGCUAGAAAUGUCGCAAAAGAAUUAAGAUUUAAUGACAUCGAUAAUAUAGAUGCACUAGAAAAUUUCUUCCUCAAUGCACCCAUAGACUCUUUGUGGUCCGUAAACGUUUUUACUAGUAAAAAUAGUUCCGUGGUGUUUUCUCCGUGCAUAGAACGAGACAUUGGAGAGGAAAUGUUCCUCGACGAUCAUCCAGUAAAUAUUUUAAAGAGCGGCGACUAUCCCAAAGUGCCAAUGCUGUAUGGCAUUUCUGAAAUGGAGGGUAUAUUCCGUGUAGGAUUUUUUGGACUUUGGAGAAAUGCAAUGAAUGAAAAAUUUUCUGACUUUUUCCCAGAAGACUUAGAAUUUGAAGACGAGAAUGAAAGAAACGAGGUGGCAAGCAAAGUUAAACAAUUUUACUUUGGAAACGAGCCUGUCGGUGAAAAUAAUAUUCUAUCUUACGUGGAUUACUUCACAGAUGUAAUGUUUGGAUACGGAACAGCAAGAGCUGUGCAGUUGCAAGUAGAAGCUGGCAAUAACCAAAUUUAUUUAUAUAUCUACGGAUUCGCCGACGAAAGUGAAGACUAUAUAUUACACACAAACGUUCGUGGUGCUACACACUGUGCACAAACUAAUGCCGUGAUGGAUCAAGGAGACGAAAGUAAACUUUCCGCAGAAAAUCAAAAAAUUAAGGCUGUUAUGAGAGAUUUAUGGGGAACCUUUAUAAAAACAGGAAAACCCGUCCCAGAAGGUUCUGAAUACCCAGCGUGGCCCGCCGUGGGGGUAAACCGGGCACCUUACAUGUACCUGAACAGCAAACUGGAGUUGAGAGGUUCAUUCCUGGGAAGCCGAGCUACGUUCUGGGACGAUAUUUACAGCAAACACUUCAGAAUGCCAGUACCACCGACUCAUUAGAAAUGUAUCUAAAAAUAAUUGGACUGAAAUUGACUGAAAACCGAAAUAAAGCUUGAAGUUUUUA